Messenger RNA from Oncorhynchus kisutch (coho salmon), 3817 nucleotides. Its product is annotated as synaptic vesicle membrane protein VAT-1 homolog-like. NCBI's taxonomy places the organism in Eukaryota, Metazoa, Chordata, Actinopteri, Salmoniformes, Salmonidae. The coding region runs from base 216 to 1472 and encodes 418 amino acids. The record is from RefSeq and is a predicted model, not a curated record. The transcript is spliced from 9 exons. Gene Ontology annotation, molecular function: oxidoreductase activity; zinc ion binding.
AUGUAAUUGAGGAGUGCCAAUAUGGCCGUGUGGUGGCUUCCAAUCCUCUCAUUGGCCAAUAUACAACAUCAGCAAUCCAAGAAUUAUAAACAUCUUUAUUCGGAAUAGCCUCUCCCUCUUCCAAAAGAGAACUGAUUCGGCUCAUACUGCGCAUUCUUAACUUGGAAGGAGGAAGGAAGGACCAGUUACAAUCUCGAGCAUCCCCUUCCAGCCCCAUGAAGCCCACCGACAUGGCUAAAGAAGGAACGGAGAUGACAGAGGAAACUGAGCACAUGAUAGAGAAGAAUGGAGCAAAAGAAACAGAAACUGUAGUAUCUGCAGGAGAUGCCAAAGAAAUGCGAGCCGUAAUACUGUCCGGUUUCGGGGGUCUCAACAAACUCCGGGUAACCAAGAAGGCGAUGCCUGAGCCACAGGAGGGAGAAGUGAAAAUUCGCGUCAAAGCAUGUGGCUUGAACUUCCUGGAUCUUAUGGUGCGUCAAGGUAAUAUUGACAGUCCUCCGAAAACUCCACUUGUCCCUGGAUUUGAGUGUUCUGGAAUAGUGGAGGCGAUGGGAGAAAACACAAAGGGAUUUGAGAUAGGAGACCGGGUUAUGGCUUUUGUAAAUUACAACGCCUGGGCAGAGGUGGUUUGCACACCACUGGAUUACGUCUAUAACAUGCCUGAUGAUAUGACAUUUCCUGAGGCAGCAGCCUUCUCCAUGAACUUCGUGGCUGCCUACAUGAUGCUGUUUGAGGUUGCCAAUCUCCGAGAGGGGAUGUCAGUAUUGGUCCAUUCAGCAGGAGGGGGUGUGGGUCAAGCUGUGGCUCAGCUGUGCUCCACUAUACCCAGUGUCACUGUGUUUGGAACGGCCUCAUCUUUCAAACAUGAAGCCAUCAAGGACUCUGUGACCCACCUCUUCGACAGAAACAUUGAUUAUGUACAAGAAGUUAAAAAGAUCUCUCCAGAGGGAGUGGACAUCGUCCUGGACUGUCUGUCUGGGGAGAACACUGGUAAAGGCCUCGGUCUGCUGAGGCCUCUGGGAACCUACAUCCUCUACGGCUCAUCAAACAUGGUUACUGGGGAAACAAAGAGUUUCUUCAGCCUUGCAAAAUCUUGGUGGCAGGUUGAGAAGGUGAACCCUAUUAAACUCUAUGAAGAGAACAAGGUCAUUGCUGGAUUCUCGCUGCUCAACCUCCUGUUCAAGCAGGGCAGGUGUGGGCAGGUGAAAACGGUGGUGGAGAAACUCUUCUCCCUCUACAACCAGAAGAAGAUCAAACCUGUGGUGGACUCCCUGUGGGCACUGGAGGAGGUAAAAGAAGCCAUGCAGAGGAUCCACGACAGAGGCAACAUAGGAAAGCUAAUCCUGGAUGUGGAGAAGUCUCCCACUCCUUUGAUGGCCAGUGACAGCACAGAGACCAGUGAGGCUGGUGAGGAGGAGGAGGAACAUGAAGGGGACAAUGACAACAAGGAGCGCAUGCCUUUCAUCCAGUAGGCCCAGGUACGGCACCACAACUGGCCUGGACACCUCAAAGGAAAGAGGUGGAGCGGGGGAUUAGUUCCAUAACAGAUGACUCCACAACUCGAACUACGCACAGUGAACUCAAACUGUUGUACUGUAUGUGAGUGUAUGUUUGUGUGCGUGUGUGUGGGUCUGUUGUCUUUGUGUCUUUUGUUAUGUAAGAUGUUUGAAAGACAUGGAAACUCAUAAGACACUGGUUGUCAAAGUUGGCAAUCAGCUAAAGUGCCAUUCACUAUCCAGUAUUAUGAUGAGCAUUGUGUUGCUGAACAAAUGAUGUUCAGAGAUGCUAAGACCUAUCUGCAGCCUCAGUGUUGUUCAUUGUGUUCUAUGGCAACCUCAACAAGGGAGCAAAGUAGGAACGGAGUGAAUAAGGGGUUGAUUAUGUUGCUUUUAGGGAAAAUACGAGAGUGAGUGAUUGAGUGUUAAAGAGAACAGUAAGUGAGUGAGAGUGAACCAGGAACAUAAGUGAUAUUGACCAUGGUUGUACUCCUGUCUUGAUGGUUGAAACAAGAGGGAAACUAGGAGGGUGAGUGUUAGCGUAAACGUCUCCUCUAAGCUAUAUUCCCGUUUCUCUUUUACCACUAUUAUGGUGACUCAAAAGUGAGAUUCAUUUCAGCUGCUUCAUGAACACUAGUCACUCUGAUCACCCCAUUACCACUGAAUACACAGCAAACCCAGAGCAGAUUGGCCCUGGGCUAUUUACCUCCACCUGCUGCAGUGAGUCUAUCAAAACCACUCUAUGAGAUCGUUUUUCACCCUCCUCCCUCAGGUUAUUUUCAGCAGUGUGUGAGCUAGGAGAGAGUAUUAGGAAAUGCCACUGUAAAUGCCUGCUACCAUGUUUACCGACACAUUAGGGAUCCGACCUUCUGCGAUGUUGUUAUGGAAUCACCAGUGCCUUUGAGCUAGAAGUCUGCAGCAGUCUUGUAGAAGAUUUCAGUAUUUGAAUUGUACCCAUUCCACAGACACUCAAUUUCAUGGGGGUUCUGCCAAAUGCCAGGUAGCAUUCUGAGUGUGUUUCCUACAUUUCUACAACUAAUGAAAAUAAGAAAUAUAACGUCAGCUUUUGGUCUCAUCCGUAGUCUUCAUUUCAGACAAACAAUGCAGAUAGAAAUGGCAUGGGGGUCAGGUGAUGAUGAUGAUUAACCACACCCGUUUCUGUUUAGUCUGUGUUCUUUAUGCAUGUGUGUAAUAAGUUGUGUUACGUUUUCCUGCUGGUGCCUGUGUAUAGUGUACAAUGCCUCCCAAACAGAGUGCCACAGAGAGGGAAGACUAAAGACACAUUCACUGACUGAUGAGCUUUUGGGCCAUCAAGAAUGGAAGUACUAUCGCUGUGGAUACCACAGGAGAGGAGUUAUUCAUAUCAGAUGUUAACAUCUCAUGUGAGAUCUGGUAUGGCAACUGCAUUGUGCUACUAGUAUUAUCCAUAUGGACAGUGUGAAAUUAAUCGUCCGACAUACAAAGCUAUUUAUUCAUAAAAAUAUGAAAAUACCAUUGAUGUAUGGAGAUGAAAGCUACUGAAUCGCCUUGUUAUGAACAGUAAAUCUAGCUAAGGCAGAUGUGUUUCAUAUUACUGCAAGCUUACAUAUUACCUUCAGGAGUAUUCCCACACCAAAAAGAAAAUGUACAGACACAGUAUAAACAGCAUACAAUGUCUUGUAACUUUGUAAGUGAAUAGAAAAUAUGAUCCAUUUUUGUAUGUACCCUGCUGUCUGUAUGAGAAGAAAGGGCCCAGUUAUUACAUGGCUGUAGAAGUGAUUGGAAUGUAGCCAGCUGUGCUUCUCCAAACGAACCACCCACUGGUGAAGAAAUACAGUUCCACACAUUUCAUUGAUCUUUCAUUUGCCACUCACAACAUUCGUAUGAUCUUUAAUUAACUAAGUCACAUUAAAUUUCACAACAUUUUAUUCAAAUAUUUUAUUAGCUACGUCACAACAUUGCACCUAUUUCCUUUCGUGAUAGACUUGGCAAUGGUGCUGGGAAUCAAGUAUAUUAAUGAAGGACAAAAGUACAUCUAAAUGUGAAUGUCUCUUUGGGUUUUCCUGUUAGUCUAGGUCUAGAGUGUAGAGUAACUUGCAGUGUGUCUGUCUGUGUUUCCAUGGGAGGUCAUUAUGAUGGAUAGUCAACUUGCCUUAAAAGUACAAAAAAAGAUAAACAAACUAUGUAGGCGUGUUUAGUACUGUAGUUGGAACCUGAUUACAGACUUAUAUGAAGAUAUUGUUUAACUGUAUUUGUUGGUAUUAGUUGUUUUGUUAUGUUAUACUGUACGUAGUCCAGUUCUGUUUACAUUAAUAAAUGUAUCUGCAGAGCAUUCUGGGAAA